Messenger RNA from Suncus etruscus (white-toothed pygmy shrew), 555 nucleotides. Its product is annotated as cornifin alpha-like. The record is from RefSeq and is a predicted model, not a curated record. Bases 1 to 555 code for a protein of 184 amino acids. Lineage: Eukaryota; Metazoa; Chordata; Mammalia; Eulipotyphla; Soricidae. The transcript is spliced from 2 exons.
AUGAGUUCUGAGCAGCGCAAGCAGCCCUGUACCACACCUCUUCAGCCUCAGCAGCAACAGCAGCAGCAGCCAUGUACCCCACUCCCCCAACCUCAGCCACAGCAGCAGGUACCAGAGCCUUGCUACGCCAAGGUGCCUGAUCCUUGCCAAACAAAACUGCCUGAGCCUUGCUACUCCAAGAUGCCUGAGCCUACCCGCCUCAAGACGCCUGAACCUUGCUACCCCAAGGUGCCUCAACCUUGCUACUCCAAGGUGCCUGAAACUUGUCACCCCAAGGUGGCUGAGCCAUGCCACCCCAAAGUGCCUGAGCCUAGCCAUUUCAAGGUGCCAGAGCCUUGCUACCCCAAGAUGCCUGAGCCUUGCUACCCCAAGAUGCCUGAGCCUAGCCAUUUCAAGGCACCUGAGCCUUGCCCCCCCAAGGUGCCUGAGCCCUGCCGACACGAGGUACCUGAACCCUGCCACACCAGGAUAUCUGACCCAUGCCAUCCCAAGAUGCCUGACCCCUGUCAUCCUGAGUUGGCUGACCCAUAUCAACAAAAUACCAAGCGAAAGUAA